CAGCUGCAGCGCCAACGAGGUAGCGAACCCAUCUUAGACAUAUAAAACGAUUUGUCGACGGUAUGGAGGCAGGCUAAGGUAGAUGAUAUCAGUCUACAAUGUCGACGACCAAAGAUCCGCCACGCAGACCUGCGCAUCACGCCAACGACUACCGCACUAAAUUCAUCAACCCGUGGCCAUCUGCAGGUGCACCGACAUGGGGAGAGCUUUUGCAAGCCUCUUUCCCACUUAGCACGUAUGGUGUCGACCUACGCAAACACCACAAAGCACGGGACAUGAGGGUCGUGAAGCCAGAUUGGGGCAAGGCCAGCCUGACGAAGCAAGACUUGUCCAAAGAGAAUGCCAUCAUCGGCACAUGGUUAGGCCAUGCGGGUGUAAUGGUCGAGAUCCCAUCCCUGGCACCAUCACCAGAAGCCAAAAGCACAUGGCUCCUGUUUGAUCCAAUUUUCUCGACGAGGGCUGGUCCGACACCCUACAGGGGCGUAGCGAGGAUGAAAAAGAGUCCAUGCCAAGUAGAGGAUCUGCCUGGUUGCGACGCCGUGUUCAUCUCCCACAACCACUACGACCAUCUCGAUUGGCCUACUAUACAAGCCAUCACACAGAAAUUUCCAGGAGCGAAGUACUUCGUCCCCUUGGGUAACAAGCAAUGGAUGUUGUCUGGAGGAAUACCGGACAAGCAAAUUUACGAGCUGGACUGGUGGCAGGAAUGUGAAUUCGGAACAUCCGACUUUAAUGCGCAGCGUGACGAGGAGUUUGUCCUCAGAGUGUCGUGUGUCCCCGCACAGCACAAUUCUGGCCGCUCCGUGACCGACCAGGGUUGUACGUUGUGGUGUGGCUGGGUAGUUGAGCGAUUCAUUGCGUCCAAAGACGAGCCAGUAUCCUCCACCUCGAAAGAGGCCAGAAGAGGGGCAAUCUAUCACGCUGGAGAUACGGGUUACAGGCGAAUAACAAAGUCAGAAACCGUAUGCCCUGCAUUCAAGGAAAUUGGAGGCAAGUUUGGGCCGUUUGACCUGUCGUUUGUGCCGAUAUGGAGGGGCGGCACUCUGGGGUUCAUCUCCUAUAUUGGCUUGCGCUUGUCGCAUCAUGAUGUCCCUUCUGCCUCUCACGGAUCGCCUGCGGAUGCAAUCGCCAUACACUGUGAUGUAAAGUCGAGAAAUACCGUCGGCAUUCACUUCGGAACCUUCGUUGGGUCCGACAAUGAGUCGUACGAAGCAAUGAUUGAAUUGAGUCUAGCGUGUGAUGAGCAAGGCGUUGGGAGUUUGGACGGUAGCAGUAAUGAAGGACAAAACGGAGGAGCUGGGACACUUGACAUCGGCGAGAGUCUGGCUGUUGCGAUUUCAUAGACAUUCAUCAACAUCUGCAUGCUGUG
This is a messenger RNA of Exophiala oligosperma, 1369 nucleotides long. RefSeq lists its product as uncharacterized. The record is from RefSeq and is a predicted model, not a curated record. Gene Ontology annotation, biological process: N-acylphosphatidylethanolamine metabolic process; N-acylethanolamine metabolic process. NCBI's taxonomy places the organism in Eukaryota, Fungi, Ascomycota, Eurotiomycetes, Chaetothyriales, Herpotrichiellaceae. The transcript has a single exon. Bases 99 to 1343 code for a protein of 414 amino acids. Gene Ontology annotation, molecular function: zinc ion binding; N-acylphosphatidylethanolamine-specific phospholipase D activity. Gene Ontology annotation, cellular component: membrane-bounded organelle; cytoplasm.